UCAACAGUCUUUAUCAUAUUAAUAACAAGUUAUACUUAAUUCUACUGAGCUUAAUUCUCUGAUCUUUUCAAUGGCUGCAGUUUCACCCCAAUCCGUGCCCGAAAAGCCCCUCGAUUUCCGUGCUCCACCGCCGUCGCCCAUCGCCAGCAGCCGCCGGUCAUCGGUCACCAAUGAUGAUGUCCUCACUGAAUAUCUUGAGCAUUCACUGCGUGUCCCGGAUUUGAUUUUGCCUGAUAAAGUGUUUCCUAGGCAAAAGUUUAUUGAAAACCCUCCAAGAAUUGAUUUUCAGACAUUGAAUUCUGAAGAGAGUUGUGAUUCUGUUUCCAAGAUUGUGGAUUCUAUAACCACAAUUGGUUGUUUUCAGCUUGUGAAUUAUGGAAUUCCAAGUGAAUUAAUCAAAUCUGCUUUGGCCAUUGCCGCCGGAGUCUUCCGGGUGUCGCCGGAAAAGCGAGCAACAGUCACGAGGUCCCCGGAGAAGCCAUAUGGGUUUGAGGAAGUUCAUGGGGAAGAAGAGAGUGAAAUGAGUGAAGAAUUUGUAUGGUGUAGAGAUGAAAAUUUGAAGCUUGAAAUGGAGGGAAUUUGGCCUCUUGGAUAUUCAAAAUUCAGUGAGAAAAUGGAGACCCUUUUGGGGGAUAUAGAGAAGUUGGGUGAGAAAAUUCUGGUGAGUUUGAGGGAAAAUUGUGUGAGAAAAUCAAUGCAUGGGGAUGAAAUACUGGAGGAACAUGAAAAUGUUGGGUCAGUUUGUCAUAUUCACAAACAUAGCCAUAACAUUCUGGCUGAUUUUAGCUCCCUGAGAUAUGAUGUGAUCAGAAUGCUGAUAAGAGGAGUUGAUUAUUCACAUGCCUUGUGUCUGCAUAUUUGUGAUGGAGCUUCAGAGUUUCAUGUUUACUCCAAGAAAGGUUGGGUCUCGUUUUGCCCUGAUAAAGAUGCCAUUCUCAUCACUGCUGGAGAUCAAAUACAGGCAGUGAGCGGUGGGCAGUACAAGCAUGUGAUAGGAAGGCCAGUUUAUAAAGAAGAGAAAGGGGACUGUAUUUCAAUGGCGUUUCUCUAUGCUCCUCAAACCAUUAUCACCAACUUUACCCCCAAUCUGGAGAAGGAAAAAACUAUUUCCCUUCCCCAACAAUUUAUAGUUGCUCUACUUUUAACUCUUCUGUACCAUUUUCUGGUUUUUGUUUACAAAAAAUUCUGAUUCUGUCUACAUUUUUUUUUUUUUUUCAUUCAGAUUUAUACAUAU
Messenger RNA from Pistacia vera, 1234 nucleotides. RefSeq names its product 1-aminocyclopropane-1-carboxylate oxidase-like. Lineage: Eukaryota; Viridiplantae; Streptophyta; Magnoliopsida; Sapindales; Anacardiaceae. The transcript has 3 exons. Bases 71 to 1189 code for a protein of 372 amino acids. The record is from RefSeq and is a predicted model, not a curated record.